Molecule: messenger RNA, 2804 nt
Organism: Strongylocentrotus purpuratus (purple sea urchin)
Lineage: Eukaryota; Metazoa; Echinodermata; Echinoidea; Camarodonta; Strongylocentrotidae
Exons: 2
Coding region: 675-2804 (709 amino acids)
Source: RefSeq, a predicted model, not a curated record
UUUUAUAUUUUUUUCAUUCGUUUUGGGAAGAAAACAUUCUAAAGAAUAUUUUUCCACCCAUAUUUUAAUAUUUAGCGAGUUUUAAAAGUGUCAUAUACCCCUGCGAACAUGGGAAAAUCUAUAUGUUGCUUCAAAAAUGAUAAAAAAGGUAACUUUACACUAGGUGUUGAGAAUGUAUGAAGGGAAAAGCAAUCAACUUGAUACUGCGUGCACUUCUUGCCUAUUGGUAACCCAAUUAGAAAAUACAAUGACCAAAUUUAUGGAAGCUUCAUUUUGGGAAAAAUGAGCAUUUAAUUUCACAAAAAAAGGGGAAAAAUGCAAUUUUUAUAUAAAAGUAGCAUAUUAAUUAGGAUUCCGGCCGAUUCCCGCAGUGAUGUUAAUCUCAAAAUGUCCGCCCAAACCUAUGCUUUCCAUGUAUGGUAUUUCUUUUUGCCAUAAUUUGCGACUCUGCAUGUGCAGGCGCUUUUUCUCCCCACGUCCAUCGAUUAUUAUUAGGCAUAAUCGGUACAAUUUUGUACUGUUUACGCACAGCCGAUUCAACGCUCGUCCGCGUAACCAUGGCAACGGUUACGUGAGUGUAGAGCGUGUAGCGUAGUGUAUAUUGCUUUCACACGUUGAUGCAAUUCGCAAUCAUAUAUGAUAUCAUUCUAGGAGAACUUGGAUUGAAAUAAACGAUGGCGGUAUUAAGAAGACAGCUUUUUCAUGCUGUGCAUUCAGCUGGCUUCAUUUCAGACAUCAAACUGGCAUCCAAAACAUCCAUUGAUGCAUUAUGUGCAUAUCAUAAUUUGGGUAACAAGUCAAACAUCCCACAAAAACUUCUCAAGAGUUUGUCAAAGACUAUUGGACGCUUUCUGUAUCGUAUGCGAGAGAAAUGGAACAAGUGUGGUCGUCGCCAGGAAUAUUUCAUGAAAGAAAACGAGGACUGGCUUAAUCAGACAUUGACAUUCAAUACUGAAGUAGAAACAUUUCUUGCACAGCAAAACAGCACAGAUACCGGGACAGAAACAGAGCCAACUUCAGACUUGCCAGGCACGUCACAGGGCGCAUCCAAUGUGGGACGUCCAGCUAAGAAUUGGGACACUCUCUCAGAUCGUUCUAAAAAAAGAAAAGCACACCACCUUCUAGAAGACAGGGAACCAGAGGAACUUCUAUAUGCGGCAUCUCAAGGCGUGUAUAAGAAAAAUUCAAGUUUGAAAUAUGUGUUGAAAUUCGCAAUGCUAACACCAUCAAGACCAGCUAAAAUAAGAAAACUGAUAUCAGAAAAAAAGAAAGAACCAUUAAAAUUCUCAAGUGAAGAAGCUUUGUCACUUUUAGUUGAAACAGGAAUGACAAAACAGGCAUACCAAACAACCAGACUUGCUGCAAAAGGUAAAAAUGCUGAUAUUUAUCCACCGUAUAACGAGAUUAGGGAAGCUAAGGAAAAAUGUUAUCCCAAUGACAUCUCAGUCACGGAAGACUCUGGGAAAGUACCCCUACAAAGCCUCUUAGACCACACUGCACUUCGGAUAAUUCAGGAGCAGAAGGACACUAUCACGCGAGUCAUUGAAAAUUUAGAAGAAGAUGAACAGUUCAAUUGUGAAUUGGUGUGCAAAUGGGGCUUUGACGGCUCAUCAGGCCACAGUGAAUACAAACAGAAGUCUACUGCAGGUACUUUGGAUGACAGCAGCAUAUUCUGCACUACUCUAGUUCCGCUGCAAUUGAAGGUAAAAGACAGUAUUUUGUGGCAAAAUCCGGUUCCUUCUUCGUCAAGAUUUUGCCGACCCAUUCAUCUUCAAUUCAAGAAAGAAACAACUGAACUCUCUCAGGAAGAGUAUAGAUCUGUUCAAGAUGAAAUCAAGAAAUUGCAACCUAUGAAUGUAUCUUUGGACAUUGAUUAUGAGCUGGCAGCAGAUCUAAAUAGGAACGACACCAUACAGAUUAACUAUGAAUUGCACUUCACCAUGGUAGAUCAGAAAGUCGUGAAUGCUCUGACAGAAACCAAGUCAUCUAUGCGAUGCUAUGUCUGUGGGGCUACUCCCAAACAGUUCAAUGACAUAGAGAAACUUCCCUCCGCGUCAAAUGAGGAAGCUUAUAGCUAUGGACUCUCACCUCUACAUAAAUGGAUCAGAUGUUUUGAGAUGUGUAUUCACAUUGCUUACAGAAUUACGAUUAAAAAGUGGCGUGUUUCAACUGAAAAUGACAAAGCUGUCGUCGCUGCUCAGAAGAAGAAAAUACACGAUCGCUUCAAAGAGGAAAUGGGUCUUAAAGUAGAUGAACCGAAACAAGGAUCGGGAAAUACAAACGAUGGGAACACUGCACGCAGAGCAUUCCAAGAGGAGGACACCUUUGCUGACAUUUGCGGGUUAGAUUUGAACUUAGUACAUAGGAUUCACAUGAUCUUAGUAGCAAUUUCUUGCAAAUCCUCUCUAAAUCCAGUACGAUUUGGAGACUAUUGUCGCAGAACAGCAGAAAUCUAUGUACAACUCUACCCAUGGUAUAAAAUGCCUGUGAGUGUGCAUGUACUGCUGCUUCACGGCUCUACCAUUCUUGCUUGUUCAGUUCUACCGAUCGGGAUGAUGAGCGAAGAAGCUCAAGAAGCCAGAAACAAGGACAACAAGGUAUACAGAAGGAAAUUUGCAAGAAAGACAUCAAGAGUAGACAAUAUGAGUGACGUGUUCCACCGUCUUAUGAUUACAGGCGAUGUUGCCAUCAGUCUUUUAUCACUUAAAACUCCACAGCCAAGAACCCUGCCACGUGAAGUCCAAGAGAUGCUGAAAGACUUUCGGGUCAUUCAAGACAAUGAUUCUCCAGACAGUGACUCGUAA